UACAUCUGGGAUGGCGCUAGUGUAAACGACAUCAAAAUCUAGAAAGAAGUGUCUAUCUUCAUGCGUACAUAUCGAAGAAAUUAUAAUUAGGUGGAAAAGUUGCGCAUAUUCUAGCUACGGAGAUAACGAAACGCCGAUUUCUACUCGAGUAUUACAGCAAUGUCGGGGAAACUGCGGAGAAACAAUAUCAGAUGGGACAGUUCGACGGAAGAAGAUGAUGCGUACGAUUCAAAGUAUAAGAUAAGACUGAGAGAAUCAUUAAGAAAUAGUCAACAAUCUGGCGUAACCGAGAAUGAAGGUGUUACGGAGCCACGGAGGCGGGGUCGAGGGCCUUCCAAAAGGCCUUGCCUGAAUAGGAAUGCUUUGAUGGCUCGUGAAAAUAGACUGAAGAAGAAAGCAUAUCUAGAAAAAAUAGAAAAUAAGCUUUCAUUUUAUCAAAAAGAAAACAAAAAUUUAGUUAACAUUAUAAAGAAACAGAGUAUAGAUAUCAAACGACUGAAUGGAGAAGUUGCCUAUCUGAAAAGUGUGUUAAAUAAUAACACUAGUAUUACGGCAUUGCUCAAAACUAUUAAUGAUGGUCUCCGUAAAAUUAAUGCGCAAAAGAAGAAUUCACUGCAUGCGAAUCACAUUUCUGAAUGUUCAGCUGAAACAGAUAUACAGCAUAAAUGCACAUGUUAUACAAAUAUCAAAGAAAACAUAUUGAAUGCACAGAAUAGCAACAUAUUUAUUACGAAUGUCAAUAACGACACAUUAAUAGAACAUACUACAACUGAAAAUGAAAACAAUGAAUCUUAUACUAAUCCUAGGAGACACUUUACAUGUAAGGACUCGAAUAUUGAUAAAACCUCUUCAUCGAUUUUAGACUGUGAUCAUACUUAUACCAUUUCCAAAAAUUCUGCAGUUGAUGCCAAGAACAACUCACAGAAUAUGGAAGUACUGAAUACCAUACCUUCAAGUGCAAGUUCUGUAUCAGAAGAUGGAUAUAUAGAUAAUGUAAAAGGAUUAGAUAGUCUGUUACCAAUUACACAAACAGAUUUAUCGAAUGUAGAAGAAAAGAAAGAUACUGAAGCCAUUGGUAUCGAUUUUGAUCAAUUGUCUACAUUCAACAUGGAUAUAUUUGAAGAUUUACCUAAAUGUGACGAAAUCAUGAACACGGUGGAUACUUUAAACGACCCUUCUAAUUUUUUCACUGAAGAAGAAAUAUCUCAGACUCUGGAUAAUACUGGAAUCUGUCUACAUGUCAAUUCUGAUAAAGUAUCUUUGGAGUUUUGUUCCAUAUGUCAUUUAAAUAGUAAAAACUCGGGAUCAAACUGAAGGGGGAAUUGAUCGUAAUUGCUACAAAUUCGCUCAAUGACGAGGUACUUGUAAAAGAGGCCAAACCAAAGAUUCUGGAACUUUCUUGAUCAGUGGAGUAUAAAUAAUUGAUGAAAAUAUACCCAUAUUUUCAGGUCUAUCAAGAAGAUGUAUAUCAGCGACUAGACCUGCCUGAUGAAGAAGCAUGAUAGAAUUAUUUUUCAUAUGGAACGAAAGUUGCGUUAUUAGUAUAUAUAUAAUAUAUUUAUAAAAAUAUAUACACUAGUGUGUACAUAUUACAUGAUAUACAUAUAUAUGCAUACUUAUAUGUGCACACGUACAUACAUAUACAUAUGCAUAUAUGUGUGUAUAUAUUUUAUAAGUAAUAAAUUUUUUAUGCUGAUUAUAUUUCUAGAAAUUAUAUCUAGUAAUAUGUAAUGGUACAAAAUAAUUUUAGUUCGGGUUACACUGUUGCUAUUUUUUAAUGAUGGUAUUUUACAAAAUAAGAAUUUUUUUUUAAGCAUUUAUUGUGUCUGAUUCGAGUAGUUUUACAAAAACUUUUGUUGUUCUUUGUACAUGACAUAAAAUUGUACCACUUCUAUUCCUCUGAAGCUGUAACUAUGUACUUUUUACAGGAUAAUACCAUGUUGGCAUUGAAGUUUGCUAGGAAGGAUCGGACAUAAAGUCAAGGUCUGGCAUGCCUGACACGCUGUUUAAUGAUGCUGUUACAUAGUAUUUUGGAGCGAUUACAAUUAGUUCUUAUUGGAAAUGCGUGUGGAAUCACGAUCACCCCCUUCAUUUGUAUUCGUUAUAAAAUAUUAUAAGCAGCUACAUUCCGAGGAUAGUCCUGCCAAUGCGGAACAUUCCAUCCACUGAUCAAAUUUUGUGGUAAUUGAAAUUAAAUUGAGAAAAUUAAAGCAUCAGUAUACAUUGUAUAUUAUAUUUUUAGGAGAAUGUCUUGACAUUGUGUAUUGUUAGUUAAAGGCGGUCUUGCAAUGCCAGAGAUUUUAUGUACAAAUUCAUAUAAAAUGCUUUUUUUUCAGUAUUUAUAUUUUAAAGAGACAUGAAAUAUUUUUACAGUUAUUAGGGGAAAAGAAGUGUAACGAUUUUAUUUUAAUACAAUUAUAUAUUCUUGUUUUAAUACAAUUAUAUAUUCUUGUUUUAAUACAUACACUAUUUUUUGUAUCUUUUGUUAUAAAUUAUUUUGGUAUAUAGUAGCAUUAGUUAAAAAUUAUGCGAAUUAAAAUUAUGUACCACUCCGUUGUCUCGAGUAUUUUGUAACUUCUUAUUAAAAUUAUAAACUAUUUU
Messenger RNA from Megachile rotundata (alfalfa leafcutting bee), 2601 nucleotides. RefSeq lists its product as uncharacterized. The record is from RefSeq and is a predicted model, not a curated record. Lineage: Eukaryota; Metazoa; Arthropoda; Insecta; Hymenoptera; Megachilidae.